Molecule: messenger RNA, 660 nt
Organism: Lactuca saligna
Lineage: Eukaryota; Viridiplantae; Streptophyta; Magnoliopsida; Asterales; Asteraceae
Source: the annotation of a GenBank genome assembly
AUGAACAAGCAAGAACCUAUAGUAAAUACUGGUAAGAAAUCACUCUUGAACUGGACAGAACAUAUGGAUGCUGCAUUUGUUGAUGCAAUGGUACAACAACAAGAAAAAGGAAAUAGACCUUAUGGAAAUUUUACAUCACAAGCGUAUGCGAAUAUGGUUGAGGAGAUCAAUACGAAACUUACAAUGAAUUUAACUAAAAGUCAUCUGAAAAAUCGUUUGAAAACUUUGAAAUCUACUUUUUCACAAUGGUAUGACAUGUUCAAUGGGAUUUCCUUGAGUGGGUUCAGUUGGAAUGCUGAUACCCAACUAAUUGAAGCAGAUGAGGAGGUUUGGGAUAACUUAAUUAAGUCAAAGCCUGAUGCAGUUGCAUUGAAGACAAAAAAGGUGGCCCACUUUGAACAAAUGUUGAUUAUGAAUGCUGUUGGUGAUGUGGUUAAUGCUAUGAGGGAAGGUAACAAAAUUUUUGAAAGAGCUUACCAUCAUGAGUUAACAGGUGAUGAAAUUUAUCAAGAAUUGCAGCCGAUGGGUUUGGAAGUCCAUGAAAUAUCAGGUGCUCUCAUGUAUUUGGCUCGUAACCAAGCAAAUGCGAGGACGUUGUUUACUUGUCCAAUGAACAUAAGGAAGGAUAUACUAAAAACAAUGAUGGGCGCAGGUAAAUGA